This is a messenger RNA of Thlaspi arvense, 2022 nucleotides long. The record is from the annotation of a GenBank genome assembly. NCBI's taxonomy places the organism in Eukaryota, Viridiplantae, Streptophyta, Magnoliopsida, Brassicales, Brassicaceae.
AUGGCCGAGGAAUCAGACAAACCAUUGCUGGAUCCUGAUACUCUCAACAGAGAAGGAAUUGACUUGGGUCUGUUGCCAUUGGAGGAGGUUUUUGAAUACCUAAGAACAUCUCCACGGGGGCUUUUAUCUGGAGAUGCUGAAGAAAGAUUGACGAUAUUUGGUCCUAACAGCCUUGAAGAGAAACGGUCAGUGCUGACCGGAGAAUCGCUACCUGUGACCAAGAAGAAGGGUGAGCAAGUCUUCUCUGGCUCUACUUGUAAGCAAGGUGAGAUAGAAGCUGUUGUGAUAGCCACCGGUUCGAGCACUUUCUUUGGUAAAACAGCAUCUUUGGUGGACAGCACAGAUGCAACUGGACAUUUUCAGCAGGCACGUGCAAACAUUAAAGAAAUUCAUUUCUUGCCAUUCAAUCCUGUGGACAAACGUACAGCAAUAACAUAUAUUGACUCCGAUGGAAAAUGGUAUCGCGCUAGCAAAGGAGCUCCCGAACAGGUUCUAAGCUUGUGCCAGCAGAAAAAUGAGAUUGCGCAAAGAGUUUAUGCCAUCAUAAAUAGAUUUGCAGAAAAAGGUUUGAGGUCUCUUGCUGUUGCUUAUCAGGAAAUUCCAGAGAGAAGCAGCAACAGUCCUGGAGGACCAUGGUUGUUCUGUGGUCUGUUGCCACUGUUUGAUCCUCCAAGGCAUGACAGUGCUGAAACCAUACUGAGAGCUCUUAACCUUGGAGUUUGUGUUAAGAUGAUCACCGGUGAUCAGUUGGCGAUUGCAAAGGAGACAGGAAGGCGACUUGGGAUGGGAACCAAUAUGUAUCCUUCUUCCUCUUUGUUAGGCCACAACAACGAUGAUCACGAAGCCAUUCCAUUGGAUGAGCUUAUUGAAAUGGCAGAUGGAUUUGCUGGAGUGUUCCCUGAACACAAGUAUGAGAUUGUAAAGAUAUUACAAGAAAAGAAGCAUGUGGUUGGAAUGACCGGAGAUGGUGUGAAUGAUGCUCCUGCUCUGAAAAAGGCUGACAUUGGAAUAGCUGUCGCUGAUGCAACAGAUGCCGCAAGAAGUUCUGCUGACAUUGUACUAACUGAGCCUGGCUUAAGUGUAAUUAUCAGUGCUGUCUUGACCAGCAGAGCCAUUUUCCAGCGUAUGAAGAACUAUACAGUAUAUGCAGUCUCGAUCACCAUACGAAUAGUGCUCGGUUUUACACUUUUAGCGUUGAUAUGGGAAUACGACUUUCCACCUUUCAUGGUUUUGAUAAUCGCAAUACUCAAUGACGGGACCAUCAUGACUAUCUCUAAAGAUCGAGUAAGGCCAUCUCCUACACCCGAGAGUUGGAAGCUCAACCAGAUAUUUGCGACUGGAAUUGUCAUUGGAACAUACCUUGCAUUGGUCACUGUCCUAUUCUACUGGAUCAUUGUCUCUACCACCUUCUUCGAGAAACACUUCCAUGUAAAAUCAAUCGGCAACAACAGUGAACAAGUCUCAUCCGCUCUGUAUCUCCAAGUAAGCAUCAUCAGUCAAGCACUCAUAUUUGUAACACGUAGUCGAAGCUGGUCUUUUCUUGAACGUCCCGGGACUCUCCUGAUUUUCGCCUUCCUUGUUGCCCAACUUGCCGCUACAUUGAUUGCUGUCUAUGCCAACAUCAGCUUUGCUAACAUCACCGGCAUUGGAUGGGGAUGGGCAGGUGUUAUAUGGUUAUACAGUUUGAUUUUUUACAUACCUCUUGAUAUUAUAAAGUUCUUCUUCCACUACGCAUUGAGUGGAGAUGCUUGGAACCUUGUAUUUGACCGUAAGACAGCAUUUACUAAUAAGAAAGAUUAUAGAAAAGAUGACGGAGCGUCCAAUGUAACCAUCUCUCAGAGAAGUCACUCUGCAGAAGAACUCAGUGGAAGUCGUUCUCGCGCAUCUUGGAUCGCUGAGCAGACCAGAAGGCGUGCAGAAACCGCCAGGCUCUUGGAGGGACACUCGGUGUCAAGGCAUUUGGAAUCAGUAAUGAAGCUCAAACAAAUUGACCCCAAGAUGAUUCGUGCAGACACUGUCUAA